UUUCUCUGCUCAUUCAUCAGAUUUCACAGCAAAGCCUAAAACUUCUUUGACACACAACAAUGGGGGAUCUUCAUUCUGCAGAAGAACAUGGAAAUACUCAAAUCUCAACUGUCAUUUUUGAUUUGGAUGGUACCCUUUUGAGUACAGAGCACUUGACAAAGGAAAUUCUGAAGGAAUUUCUGGCUGGAUAUGGGAAGGUGCCAGAUAAGGAGAAGGAAAAGAAAAGAUUGGGCAUGGCGCAGAAAGAGUACGCUAUUGGCAUUGUCAGUGAUUACGACCUCCCUAUCACGCCCGAUCAGUAUGUCCAAGCAGUCAUGCCCUUUUAUCAUGACUUGUGGUUGCAAGCGAAAGCACUUCCUGGUGCUAAUCGCCUUAUAAGACAUCUCCAUAAGCAUGGAGUUCCCUUUGCCCUUGCUUCAAAUUCCAAAAGGAAAAACAUAGAUGGGAAAGUCUCUCUCCAAGAAGGUUGGAAAGAAUGUUUUUCUGUAAUUCUUGGAAGUGAUCAGGUUAAAUCAGGGAAGCCUUCUCCAGACAUAUUUCUUGAAGCUGCAAAACAAAUGGGUGCAGAUGCAGCUCACUGCCUAGUGAUAGAGGAUUCUGUUAUCGGAGUCAGGGCAGGCAAGGCUGCUGGAAUGAAGGUGGUAGCUGUGCCAUCUUUCCAUUCUGAAUUUGAUCAAUAUACAAUAGCUGAUUCUGUGCUUCGUUCACUCCUAGAUUUAAAGCCGGAAGUAUGGGGUCUCCCACCAUUUGAAGACUGGGUUGAUAAUGCGUUGCUGGUUGAACCUGUUCAUUUCAGGGGUCUGUACAAAAAUGGCCUCCUCCAUGAUUUUGCAGAUGAAGGGCCGUCUACUCUACCAGAUCAAGUGUUUGGAGUUUAUUUUGGCUGGGCAAAACCUGAGGCGUACAAGUUCAUAAAGAUUGUUCUUGGCGUUGGUUGGGGACAUGGCUGCUGCAGUUCUAAGAGGAAGAUGCAAGCUUGUAUAGUUGAUUCAAGUGACGAACAGAUCCAGCCUGGCAAAAUGGAAGUUGUGAUUGUAGGUUACAUCAGAGGAUCACACGAUGAGGGAAAAUCGGACAAAAUAGAAAUACUUGAGGAAGACAAAUCCAUUGCCAAUGCUGCCUUGAAUCUGACUGAAUUCUCCCUAGGUGCAUUCAAGUCCCUCUUCUCUGAAGUUGCUAUACAGGAUGAUUGCGACCUUAACGUAAAAUGAACAAGGAUAUGAUUGGCAUUAGCAUAGCGAGUAGUUACAUCUGUUACCCUGAAAGAGGAAAUAUGUCUUCUUGGGAUCAGGGUGACAAAAAAAAACAUGAAAUAAUUUUUGAAACUCAGAACUUUAAUCGUUGUUCUGGUUUCUUGCUCACAUGGUUAUGGAUUAGUAGCCUGCCUACCAUUUUUUCUGUAAAAUUAACAGUCCCAUGGAUGAAUUUCAUAGUUACUGUUAGUGCUUUGCCAAUGGAUUGAAAAUAAUGAAAUUUUGU
Solanum verrucosum is the source of this 1479-nucleotide messenger RNA. Its product is annotated as bifunctional riboflavin kinase/FMN phosphatase-like. The record is from RefSeq and is a predicted model, not a curated record. Gene Ontology annotation, biological process: glycerol biosynthetic process; riboflavin biosynthetic process. NCBI's taxonomy places the organism in Eukaryota, Viridiplantae, Streptophyta, Magnoliopsida, Solanales, Solanaceae. The coding region runs from base 60 to 1211 and encodes 383 amino acids. The transcript has 10 exons. Gene Ontology annotation, molecular function: sn-glycerol 3-phosphatase activity; riboflavin kinase activity.